AUUAAACAAGGGACACAAGUAUGAUAAAUAUUGGCAGGGGCCACAACUGUUGUGUUUGGAGACCGUGCCAGUCUGCACUUCAUCAGUGCCACUAGUAAAACAUAGAAACAUUAAUACAGAAAUGAAGAUCAUGGUAAUGUUGCCUCGCCAGCUACCGGUCACUGUCCUGGUAAUGCUGGUUCAAGUCUGGGACAGGUCCUUGGCUCAAAGCUUUGACCCCACCAUGCCGACCAAUCUUACAGUGGACACAGGAAUCAGCGAGGACAUCAAAAUUCUGUUGCUCCGUCUUCACAACGAUUACAGACGAGACGAGAGAUUGGCUGGAGACAUGAAUCGUUUGGAUUGGUCAACGGCGUUGUCACAAGAAGCCGGUCGCUGGGUGAAAGGAUGCGACUUCAAGCACCAGAACAAUCCCCAGUGGGGAGAGAACCUGUACCGCAGCAACUUCAAGACCACCCCAGAGAGCACUGUGGACAACGCCCUCAUUGCCUGGCACCUGGAACAGUACAACAUCAUGCCCAGUCCGACUGGCUUCAUAGAUUGUUGUUCUGAGAAUAAGACAACCUGCUGUCAUUACACACAGAUGGUGUGGGCGUCAACCGAGUUUUUGGGCUGUGCCAUCAAUGAGUGUGCGCUGCUGAAAGGGGAGACGACCGAGGAAGAUUUACCAGACGCCAUAUUUCUGGCUUGUUAUUACUACCCUCCGGGUAACGUCCUAUCGCAGCAACCGUUUCAGCGGACAUCUAGUGGUCAGUGCAGCCUGUGCAGUGCGACCAACCCUGACUGCGACAAUGGUUUGUGUUACUUUGAAACUAGCAGAUGCUAAGAAUGAUGAAACAGAAAAGCUGAACAAAUGUCUGGAAAUACAAAAUGUCUUCAGACCAAGAAGAAGAAAAAAAAGAGUCAUAGAUCUAGUAAAAUGUAAAUGAGAAGAUUUGUUUACAUACUAGCAUAAACAUAAAUUCAACAACUUUCUCUUAACAGCAAGAGCCACACAGAAAUAUGUUGCUUUGGUUAAAAUGUAAGCAAUAUUAGUAUUUUGUUUGAGUGUUUACAACUGGAAGGUAUUGUCCAAUAAAUUUCUUCUUUUUUUUUAAA
This is a messenger RNA of Biomphalaria glabrata, 1098 nucleotides long. RefSeq names its product GLIPR1-like protein 1. The record is from RefSeq and is a predicted model, not a curated record. Lineage: Eukaryota; Metazoa; Mollusca; Gastropoda; Planorbidae. The transcript is spliced from 6 exons. The coding region runs from base 122 to 826 and encodes 234 amino acids.